Molecule: messenger RNA, 1545 nt
Organism: Seminavis robusta
Lineage: Eukaryota; Bacillariophyta; Bacillariophyceae; Naviculales; Naviculaceae
Source: the annotation of a GenBank genome assembly
AUGUCGCUCCGCUGUGCCAUCUCUGGAGAGCCCAUCUCCUUGGACAAUGCUGGUGAUGUUGUGGUAACACCGUCAGGCCACGUCUGCUUGAAACGAUUGCUGCUCACAAAACUGUCUGAAAAUGGCGGUGUUGACCCAUUUUCCGAUGGAGGAAGACCCCUUUCCGAAGAUGAAUUGGUGACGCUGGCAGCAUCAGGGAAGAACCAAGGAGAUGUGCCUCCACCUCCACCUUCCAGGAUAUCCUCCUUCUCGGGUACUCUCCAACAAUUGGCCAAGGAAUACGAUGCCGUUUUGCUAGAACUCUUUGACACGCGCAAAGUACUGCAGGAUACACGGCGAGAACUGAGCCAGGCACUGUAUCAGAAUGAUGCUGCCCUUCGCGUUGUGGCUCGAAUUUCCAUGGAACGAGAUGCUGCUCGUCAAGAGAGUCAACGAUUUCAGGCAGCAGCAGCGGCUAGUACUGGUAGUAGUAGUGCCGAGGACAAUGGUGGAGCAGCACCCCGCAAAAAGGCGAGGGUCGAAACACAAGAGCUGCCGUUGACCAAUGAUAUUCCUACGGCUGACCUUGACACUAUGCUGACGGAAUGGGAAAAACUACACAAGGCUCGCAGAGCCAAACCAAAGACGACCUAUUCGUUGCCAGCCUCGUGGAAAGUGGCCGAUUCGCCGUCGUACCAUAAAUCUACUUGUAAAGGACUCACGGCUGUGGCGUCAUCAGACAGCAACAUUGUCACUGCUGGAAAAGACAAACAAAUUAUGGUGUAUGACACGGAGAAAAAAUCCGUGGGAGCCACCUUUCACCCAAAAUGUGUCGUCGCCAGUUUGGAUGCCAUGCCCAACGAUGGUUCUGUUUGGGUGGUGGCUGCAUGUGGACAGGAGGCCAGGAUAUACAAUUCCGCAUCAGAAGAAGUGCAUGCAUCUUGUAAUGUUGGUGACACUGUUGUGGAAGUAAGCGGUCAUCCCACAAACAAACAUUGCUGUGCCGUCACCAAGGGUGGCAAGUUGCUCUUGUUUCGAAUCGGAGAAAAAGACAUGGAGCAUGUCUCCACAUUCUCCUCGGACCAGAGUAUGGAGUACGCUUGUGGAGGAAUGCACCCAGAUGGGCUAUUGUUCGCCGUGGGUACCACCAAUGGUAAAAUUGAGCUUUGGGAUUUGAAAAACAAAAACAUUGGUGCCAACUUAUCCGUUGACAAUGACGAUGGUGUGACGAAACUGGCUUUUUCUAGCAGUGGUUAUCACUUCGCCUCGGCACAUCAGUCGGGUGCGGUGCGAGUGUGGGACUUGCGAAAAAACAAAAUUCUGGCAGAACUGAAUGUUUCGGGAGAUCAACUGCUACAAUCAGUCACUGGAAUUGCCUUUCAUCCGGAUGGAAAGUAUUUGGCCUACGGCGGGACAGGUGGUUUGCACAUUGUCAUGCUCAAAGAAUGGAAAGUGACUCCGAUACCAGACGUCAAGGUUGCGUCUGGGAUCGUGUGGGAUUCGCAGUGGAUUGCUUCCAUUAGUAGCGAGGCACGGGCAGUGACAUUCCACACAGGGGGAGACUAG